Hemicordylus capensis (graceful crag lizard) is the source of this 8016-nucleotide messenger RNA. RefSeq names its product zinc finger BED domain-containing protein 4-like. The coding region runs from base 3617 to 5671 and encodes 684 amino acids. The record is from RefSeq and is a predicted model, not a curated record. Gene Ontology annotation, molecular function: protein dimerization activity. Lineage: Eukaryota; Metazoa; Chordata; Lepidosauria; Squamata; Cordylidae. The transcript is spliced from 2 exons.
UUCGGUCCGGAUCCGGCGGUUCGAUCCCGGACCGAAUCGGGCCCUUCUGGAGUGCCCCUCUGGAUUGAGUGUCUGGAGUGUCCCUUUAAAGUUUCAAGUGUGUCCUCCAUUUUGUGUCUCCUUCCUGAAACUUUUGCUCCUCCUUGCAUCCAUUUUGUGAUGCUAUUUCCAGGCAUUGUAUUGGCUGCGCUAUUGAUCCUUGAUUGGCCAGAAUGAGUCCUUUGGUCUGGUAGGCUGCUUGGCUGUUGCACUGUUGAGAGCUGGCACCCUGUUGGCCGUGGGGGGAGUGCAAAGGUGGGGGCUCCCAAAGGAGGGAAUUUCAAACCUAUAUAAACCCAAGCCUCUUCUCUGGAAACUUCUCUUGGCUGCAGUUGUGGGAUCAUCUCUGAGACCUGCUUGCCCUUUGCUGGCUGCUCUGGUGUCUCUGUGAGUCCUGACUGUGUCCUGUGUCUCUCUGUGUGUGCUCUAAUCCUUUGUCCACCUGCCCUUUGUGACUCUCUGUGUGUCUCCUCUCUCUGUCUGUCUCUUGUCUGUAUACUGUGUGUUACUUCACUUUACUUUCUUCUUAAUUUCCCCCAAUUUUCCCUGUUCCUUGUCUGUCUGCUUUUCUCCCCCCCUCCCCCCCUUUCCCUUCUCAUCCUUUGGGCCUACCCUCCCCCUCCCCCACUCCCACCCACUGCAUCCUCAUUGCUUUAAAAGUUCUUCCAUUAAUUAUUGCUCUUUGUCCUGCCUUGUUUUUGUUCAACUUUUUGAUUUUCACAUUGCAUUCCAUUGGUUUCAUUUAUAUAUUGCUUGCUGGUUUUGCUUAAAUUGUACCAUUUUGUUUGUUUCUGCUGCUGCCCUGCGAGUUGGUUCCCUGAAUCCCUCCCCCCCACCCCCAGAGGAUUCUGUUGUUGUUUCUUGUUGUCCCAUAUAAUCAGUUUUGGUUCCCUGCUCCCAACUUGCCCCUCCAAGUCCAAACCACACCCCACCCCAACCCCACCCCAUCCAGCCUUCUCCCAAAUUUGCUGCUGCCAAACAGAGUCCAGUUUUCUUUGCUUGCAGUUCCACUUAUUCAUUUGCUAUUAUUAAUUUGCAGCAAUUGUGGUUUCAUUGUCUCUGUUCACUUAGUGGCCCCCCUCAGAGUCUGUGUGUUUGGUUCCCCCUCCCACCCACGAGUUUCUUCUUCUUGGUGGUUUUUGGUUUAGAAAAAAAGAGUCUUUCUUUUCAUUUUUUUAAAACUUCUGGCUUGUGUUCUCUUGAUAUAUAUUUUGCUCCCCUCCUCCUCCUCCUCCCCCUGCCUGCCCCCCCACCCUCCCUCCUCCCAGACACUAGCCCAGGCCCAGCUCCUCCCCCCACCACCCCAUCCAGCCUUCGCUGCUGCUACCCAGAGUCCAGUUUUCUUUGCUUGCAGUCCCACUUAUUUAUUUGCUAUUAUUAAUUUGCACCAAUUGUGGUUUCAUUGUCUCUGUUCACUUAGUGGCCCCCCUCAGAGUCUGUGUUUGGUUCCCCCUCCCCACACCCCCAACCCCGAGUUUUUUCUGCUGGUUAGAGUCUUUCUUUUCAUUGUUUUUUUUUAAACUUCUGGCUUGUGUUCUCUUGAUAUAUAUUGCUUUAUAUAUUUUGCUCCCCUCCUCCUCCUCCCCCCUGCCUGCCCCCCCACCCUCCCUCCUCCCAGACCCUAGCCCAGGCCCAGCUCCUCCCCCAACCACCCCAUCCAGCCUAAUCGCUGCUGCUGCCCGAGUUGUUCCAGUUUCUCCUUUGCUGUUUGUUGUUGCCCCCUCCCCUUCCCCCCAACACCCCCCUGCCACACACUAGCCCCCAACCACACACACCCUCUCUGCUCCCCCCACCCCACCUCUUUUUCUCCUUGCCCCCGACUCUCUCUCCACUUACCCCAGGCCCCCUGCCACACACUAGCCCCCAACCACACACACCCUCUCUGCUCCCCCCACCUCUUUGGACUGCUGCUACUGCUGUGUCCUCCCCCCACACCUGAAUCCCCCCUCCCUGCUGCGCUGCGCUUCUCCUCUCUCCUCUUUCUCUCUAUCAUCUCUCUUUCUCCUCUCUCUCUCUUUCUUUUCUCUCUCUCUCCUCUCUUUCUCUUUGUCCCUGCCCCCCCUCUCUUUUCUCUCUCUCUUAGUCUUUUCUCUCUCUGCUCCCCUUCACUUUCCACCUCCUCUCCCACAGCUGCAGCCGCACACAGUAGCCUACCCACCUGGCGGCUGCCAUCGGUUUUUUUUUUUCUUUUGAUAGUUUUUGGUUGAUUUUGUCUCUGCUUGGGGGUGAGUUGAGCGACACAAAUAGUGUUGUCUCCUCACUUCUGCCCCUCCAUCGUUGAACUACCCCGGUUGCCUGUGUGCCUUGUGCGGCCGCCUUGCUGUGUCCCAGCCCAGGGUGGUUGGCUGGCGGCGGCGCAUCCGUGACCAGCAGUGAGCGGCAGGAGAAGGACCGGAAGAAGAGGGGUUCCCAAGCGUUGACUGCGUCCCUCCCCCACCCCCGGUAGGUGCUGUGCCCUCCCCCCAUCCACUCUCCCCCCCCAAAAAAGUUAAAAACUUGCCACCCACACCACAACUACUCCACCCAACUGCCUGUGCCACCCUCCGACACCAGGGGUCCACCCUUUAACCCCCUAUUUUUUAAAAAAUCCCUCCCAGGCCCAUCUCCCCAAUUGGCUUGGUGGUUGACUCCCAAAUUCUAAAAGGACACCCUCCCCCUCACUUCAAUUGGCUCCCCCCCCAUAUCAAAAAGUCUUCCUUUCCCCCCAAUUGGCUUCCUUUUUAAAAAACAAACUCCCCCCCCCCCGCCGUCUCCAAAUCAGCUGCCUUUUUUUUGGCCCCUAAGUAAGCCCCUCCAAAUUAUUUUUUUGACCCUGUCUGGCCUUCCUCCUAAAGUCUCCCUCCUUCUGACCUAGCAGCAUGUCUGAGCGCCGUGUGGCGGGCAGGGCUCGCUCAAGGCUGGCAGGCAGAGGUGGGAGAGGCCAGGUGCGGGGUGCGCCUGCGGCACGGGGAGGGAGAGGACGCGGGGAGCCUGAGGACACCCCAGUUCUCCCCAUUGGAGAAUUCUUCACUCCGGCCCCAUCUUUGGUGCGCAGGAUUCAGUUCCCCACGCCUGCUGCCGCCAAUCGCAGCAGAGGCACCGUUAGGGCUGUGGCGGGUCCCUCCUCGCCGGCGGCACCAGGUGCUGCUGAGGUACCGCCAGUUGUUGUGGUGGAGGAGACUGUGGAGUUGGAAGAGCAGGUAGAGGGCGGUGAGGACCGUGCGGCUGGCAGCAAUGCAGCCAGGUUCUCCCUCCCUCUGGGGCCCCUUCCCCCUAUCCUUUCGCCGCUCAGUGGGGCCCCCCCUCGUGAAGCCCGACACUCUGGUGGGGAGCGGUCUGGCGAGGUGGUGGAGGAGAGGCCUGCCUCUCUGAUGCCAGUUGAGCUGGGCCCUUCCUCUGCUGUGGAGGGCGGAAGGGGCGGGUUGGGUGGCAGCAGUGGGCAGGCAGCGGCGGCCGCCCCCCCCCAGGACUGCAGCCACCCCGCGAGAAACGGCCUAGGACGGCGCCCAGGGCGCAGGAGGCCAAGGGCAGUGGUGUAUGGGUGCAUUUUGAGGUCCCUCAAGAUGCCCCAUUCCACGCCCGCUGUGUCCACUGCAGGAUGCUUGUCAGCCAUGGAAGGGACCCUGCGCACCUGGGUACGACGCCUAUGUGGAGACACAUAGAGCGUCACCACCCAGGUCUCAGGGGACAGGCUGGCAGCGCUAGUGCGCCUUGUGCAUCUGCCACUAGGGCGGGCAGCGGCAGUGUGCCAGCCAGCAGGCAGGCUACACUGCCCGUCCAGCGGUGGACGCAGUCCUCGGGCAGCCAGCGUAUUGUUCGCGUGGACCAUCAUCACCUCACCCGCCUCAUAGGGGAGAUGAUUUCCACCGAUGACCAGCCGUUUCAGGUGGUCGAGAACAACGGCUUCCGCCGGAUUCUCCAAUACCUGGCUCCCGAAUACGUCAUCCCCUCAAGGACCACAUUCAGCCGGAACGUGGUCCCCUCCCUGUACCGCCGGUGCAGGGAGCUCGUGUCGGCUGAGCUGCGUGCAGCUCCGGCCGGGACAAGCGUGCAUUUCACGACUGACCUCUGGACCAGUGUCAGUGGGAUGCACGCUUCUUUCCUGGCCCUCAUUGCCCACUGGUGGGGACCGGAGAGUGAGGGGACCUCCGCGGGCGAUGCUUCCGGGUCCGGCGCGGCUCCCACUGCACUACGGCACAGGUGGGCCGUCCUGCACGUGGAGACGAUGGACACGAGGCACACCACGGAGGAGGUGGCGGCCGUACUCGACCGCCAGAUAGAGGAGUGGAUUGGCGGGUGUCCACACCUCUCCCGCGGCUUCAUUGUCACCGACAAUGGAGCCAACGUUACCGCCGCUGUCGAGACAGUCAUGGACUGUGUGAACAUACGGUGUAUGGCACACACGCUCCAUCUGACCGUCAGGGACGCCCUUGGCCUUAAGGAGCUGAAGGCGUCCCAGGAGAAGGGGGCCCGCCCCAUCCCAGCUGCUGUUGCUGCCACGGCCACGCUUGUGGAUAAGUCUCGCAAGCUGGCCGCCCACUUCCACCGCAGCGAGAAGUCCAGGAGACUGCUUCGCCAGAAGCAGGAUGACCUUGGCCUUCCUCGCCAUCUCAUCCCUACGGAUGUGGAGACACGGUGGAACUCCACCUUCCUCCUGUUCCAGCGCCUGUUGGAGCAGGAGAGAGCCCUUGUCGCCCUGGCGAGGGACGAGUCCUUGGAUGUCUGCGACUUCUCGAACGCAGAGUGGAAGCAGAUGUCCGAGGCGGUGUCGGCACUCGAGCCCUUCCAGCUUGCCACGAAGGGCUUGUGUGGCGACACCACUCCCUUGAGCCAGGCGCUGCCCACAGCUGUUGGUCUCGAGAAGCUGAUGGGUGGACUCCAUAUCUCUCUGACCACGCCAGAGGGUCGUGCUCUGGCUGGGAGGCUGAGGUCUGGGGUUGACAAGCGGCUCGUUGAUGUGCUGGGAGACAGGGAGGAGUAUGUCCUCGCUUGUCUCUGUCACCCAGCCCUCAAGGGCAAUGCCGUGAGUGCCGACGAAUUGCCCAGGUGGAGGGGCAUCCUGGUCGAGAAGGUUAGGGAGAAGGAGGCCGCUAGGGCCCGCAGAGACCAGGGUGUUGGUAGUGGUGUGGGGGCAGCCCUCGCGGCCCAACCCGCACCCAGCAGCAGCAUGGGCGGCCAGCCGGCGUCAGCUUCCCCUUCCCCUCCCUCUUCCCAGUCCAGCAGCGCGGCAUCCCAGGCGGCGCCAUCGCAGCAGCCACUUGCUACCGACUCAAGAUCCGCCCAGUGGUUUCAGCGGUUCUGCUAUGGCGCCAUGCCUGGUAUGCGGGAGGCUCGACCUGCCAGGCCCCCCUCCAGUGCUGAGCAAUGCGUUGCGCAGUACUUGGAGGAGCCUGUGGAGGGAGAUGGCGUGGACUGCGCACAGUUCUGGGCGAGCCGCCGCCAAGUCUGGCCAGACCUGGCGGUGGUGGCUGUGCGCCUCCUCUCCUGCCCCCCAACCAGUGUCCAGAGCGAGCGGGUGUUUUCACGUGCCGGGGACGUGGUGACACCCUCUCGCUCCCGCUUGGACCCUGGUCUGGUGGAGCAGCUGGUCUUCCUUAAGGUGAACCUCCCCCUGUUGGGCUACCCCAAGCUGGAGUUUGAGCCGGGCGAGUGAUUACCGUGGGUUGCCCCAUGGUUGGUCACCUGCCUGGCUCGACCUCUCUGCUUAUCCCUCCCCUCCCCCCUUCCACCUCUAGCUGAGCUGACGUGACAGAUGCUGAGCCGUGCCAGCCAGUCGCAGCGUGUAGUGUGCCCACACAGAGAUGCAGUUGUAGUAGUAGUUGUAGUGCUGCGACUGGCCAGAUGUUUACAAUGCCCACGCCCACCUAAAAAGAAACCCAAUGCUGACCAGCACAGGCCCUUUAUCUAUCCACCUGUCAGCAUUUGGGGACCUGGCGUGGGCACGGCACACCCCCCCCAAAGUAGCACAGCCCACAGAGUACUAGACUUAGCGGCAGCGGCGGGUAUACGUUCUAAAAUGCAGUGUAGAUAUGUAAAUACUGUAUGUAAAUAAACAUGUAAAUAAAUUUUUCUUUAAAAACCCCAUGUUAAAAUCAAGCCUCAAAAUUAUGCAAAAGAAAGGAAAAAAGGUGACAAAGGGAGAACAAAAUGAUGAAUGCCAAAUGAAUUGAUUUUAUUGAAAACGUUGCCAGAAAUCAUGUGUGGGGGGCUUGGUUUACAUGGAGAAAAUGAUUGGAUGAUUUUUUCUAAUGAAACGAAUGAAUUAUUAUCAUCUUAUGUUCAUCUUGAUUGUGGUCACUGUUGAUGUUGGCUGAUGGCAAAAAACCCAAAACCAUCAGAAUAGCAAUGAACUGGCUGCCAACACAACAUAUUGAUUGAUAACUGUGCAGGGGGGGAAUUGGGUCUGUGUGUGUGUGUGUGUGUGUGGUGCAGGCUCAGUCUGUCUCUUCCUGUUGUGUGUGUGUCUGUCUGUCUGUCUGUGUGAAUGGAUGCCUAGCACUGUCUCUGUGUGUGGAUGCUUUCUGUGUGUAGUGUGGUGUGUGUCUGUCUACAUGUUUUUUUCCUCCCCCCAAAUCCCUCCCCCCCAUGCCUCCCUCCAUCCUUCCCCUCUCAUCCUCUCCCCUUCCUCUUCACCACCUUCCAUCCUCCCUCCCUUCCAGCCCACCACCGCCUCACCUGCCCCCAACCCCGGUCUGGCAGAUGAUGAGAGUCUGGUCUCUCCCACCGAAGCACACACGUGAGCAUGUGUGUGCACAAAUAUGUGGCUGACCAACUCUGAGCCGGACCCUCCCCCCUUCAAUCCCCUCUACAUCCCUCUCCCCCUCCCCUUUCCUCCCCCCUGCCUCCCUCCCUCCCUCCCUCCCUCCCCCCUCCUAGCUAGCAGCGCACACAUACACACACAAAACACCUGUGGUGGCAAACACCACCAGCACACAUGCACUCACACUGGUGCCACCACCUCUGCCUUGGGCCUCUGUGUCCUUGAGCAAAUAUGUGGUGGUGGACCAGAGAAGCAUUUCUUUCCAGCAAGGCAAAAGGCAUGCACUCACUGCACACACACACACACACACACACACACACACACACACACACACACAGACACGAAGAGGUGAAAAGACGAGAAGAGGCAACUUCUAGAACCAGCAGCAGCAGGUGAGUGUCGUGUAAUUGUGUUGCUUCCCAAGGCCACUGCCCAUGCUCAAUGCUCAGUCUGCUGAAACUAAAGAACUAGCCACAAUCAUCCUUCCUCACACGCAGCUCAGCUCAGCUCAGCUGCACAGCACACCGACUAACUAGACACUACAGCUGGUGGUAGAAAAAACAGAAGUCUAGAUUCUAGAAGGUGUCCUGGUGGAUUUUAAACUUUCAAAUCUGUGCUAGGAUUGCCUCGCCCGCCUCCUCCUCCUCCUCCUGCCUGUAAUUGUGCCCUCUCCCCUUGCAGUUGCGCCGUCGUGAUGGGUUGGUGAUGUGCGUGCGCCGUCUACUUAGCUCUCUCCUCCUCAUGUUGGCUGGGCUUGCCAGGCACUGGCUGGCAGCAGCUGUUGGCUGUGUGCUAGGCUCAGGCUGUGGCACGCGUGACUGGACUGGGAAUGUUAUUGUAGCGGCAACACUGGUUGUGGUGGUAGCAGUAGUAGCUGUUGUUGUUGCUGGGCUGGUGGCUGCUGGCCUGUGCUGACUCUGCGCACUUGGUCUGGUCUGGUAAUUUGGAUGCAGAUGUAGGGUGUGUGUGCAUCAUCCAUGGGGAGCAGCAGAGCAGAGCAGGUUGGCUGGCUUCUGUCUGUCGGGCCUAGUCAGUGGCAGGCACUGAGUGAGGCGGUGGUUUCUUUGGGCAUCACAUCACCCAUCAUGCAGAGCGGCAGGUCUGCUGCUCUGCUGCUCCGCCUCCUGCUUCUUCUCUGUGUGUGCUGCUCUUGUGCUUAGUGUGCUGCUCCGCUGCUGCUGCUGUGCUGGCAGGCAGCACAGCAGUGGCUGGCCUUUUUGUUAGAUCAGAGAGUGGGU